AUGGCCCAUUGGGUGCUCGAGAAGAACAUUAUGCCAUUUGGAACAGUGUUGGAUAUGACGAUCUAUAUCGAUGGAUUCCAGACAGUGAAGAGCUCGGAGAGUCGACUACUAUUUGUGCGCUUUGUACGCUACAUGGAGUCAAGAGGCUGGACGGUCAAGUUUGUCAAGACUGAGGCUGAUGUAGCAGCCAUUGCCAAGGACGCUACGCCUCAAGACAUGAUUAUCUCUGCAGACUCCGACAUGCUGGGCUACACGACGAUCCACGCCCUUUGGCGACCAGUGACUGGUGGUCUCAUUCUUGACUCAGACGGUCAUUCACGGGUCAUUGUUGGACGGUACUUGUCGGACAAACGAGUCAUUUCCAAAAACACAACCAGUGAAGACUUUGCCCUUUCGACCAGAGUCUUUGUAGACAUGACGCAGACUAAGACUGGAUUCCAAGCAGAUUCGCAAGUCGUGUACCAGCAAUUACAAAUCUGCUUUAAGGAGCUCUGCAGCCGACAUGAACGCGGCAAGCGGAUCAGGAAGGGGGGGCGGCUGGCUGGGAUGCCCUUGUCCGGUUCUGAGUGCCAAAGUUAUUUAACCGAUAUCGCACUGUGGAAUAUCUUGUACACAUCCCCGAGGACACUGGCGCUCCUACUCAGCAAAUACCCCAAGCCAGCUACGAUGGCACAAGUUCGAUCUCCUCGGAAUCCAAAGACCCAAGCCACCUUGCGUUGGCGUGUACAAAAAUCCCCGUCACCGUCCCCGGCUUUCGUUCAAGCGACGAAAUGGCAACAUGGAUCAUACCCCCUCCCACUCAAGGCGAAGCAGUUGCAGUGGAAGCCCCUAAAAGAGCCUGGCCAGCCCACCAACUACCCCUCCGCUAGCAUAGCAGAAGCCAGAAGGACACCGCGGCUGAGAGGAGGAUGCCCCAUUGCCCGACGAUCCAGCUAG
Molecule: messenger RNA, 936 nt
Organism: Linnemannia hyalina
Lineage: Eukaryota; Fungi; Mortierellomycota; Mortierellomycetes; Mortierellales; Mortierellaceae
Source: the annotation of a GenBank genome assembly